AUGUGUGACCAGCAGAAGCAGCCACAAUUCUUUCCAUCUUGUGUGAAAGGUUCGGGACUGGGGGCUGGGCAAGGUACCACAGGUGCCUUGGUGACAGGCCCAGCUCCAAGCCAGACCCAAGUCGUCUCUGUGACAGGCCCUGCUCCAGCCCCCGCUGCCCCAGGCCUCGCUGUAGGCCCCGCUCCAGGCCUCGCUCUAGGCCCCGCUCCAGCCUCUGCUCAAACCUAUGUGAGGUACCAAGUUCCAUGCCAGACUAAAACUUACGUGAAAUGCCCGGCUCCCUGCCAGACGUAUGUGAAGUGCCCAGUUCCAUGCCAGACUAAAACUUACGUGAAAUGCCCGGCUCCCUGCCAGACGUAUGUGAAGUGCCCAGUUCCAUGCCAGACAACCUACGUGAAAUGCCCAGCUCCCUGCCAGACAUACGUGAAGUGCCCACCUCCAUGCCAGACGACGUAUGUGAAAUGCCCGGCUCCCUGCCAGACCCAGACCCAGACAUAUUAUGUCCAGUACCCUUCUUCUUCUCAGAGCUACUACGUUCAAGCUCCUGCAGGUGGCUCAGCCAGCCUGUCCUGUGCCCCUGACCCAUGCUCUGCACCGUGCUCCACCAGCUACUGCUGCCUGGCUCCCCGGACCUUCGGGGUGAGUCCCCUGAGACGCUGGAUCCAGCGGCCCCAGGGCUGCAACACGGGAUCAUCUGGUUGCUGUGAGAGUUCCGGCUGCUGCGGCUCCGGAGGCUGCAGUUCUGGCUGUGGGUGUGGCAGCUCCGGGUGCUGUGGCUCCGGGGGGUGCUGCUGUUUGGGAAUCAUCCCCAUGAGGUCCCGAGGUCCUGCAUGCUGCGACCACGAGGAUGACUGCUGUUGUUAAAACACAGGACAGCCCCGCUCCAGAAUUCGCUGUCCUGCUGCUAUGCCUUCCGGCACAUCCACCAGCCUCUGGCCCCUC
Molecule: messenger RNA, 942 nt
Organism: Microcebus murinus (gray mouse lemur)
Lineage: Eukaryota; Metazoa; Chordata; Mammalia; Primates; Cheirogaleidae
Gene: KPLCE
Product: KPRP N-terminal and LCE C-terminal like protein
Source: RefSeq, a predicted model, not a curated record